Messenger RNA from Heterocephalus glaber (naked mole-rat), 3341 nucleotides. The record is from RefSeq and is a predicted model, not a curated record. NCBI's taxonomy places the organism in Eukaryota, Metazoa, Chordata, Mammalia, Rodentia, Bathyergidae.
CCGGAAGUGUCGCCAUCUUGACGCGCCGGAAGUGGCGGUUGCUUUCGCUCUACCCCUGGGCAGUGGUGGCUUCAAGGUUUGGGGGCUGGUUCUGACGCUGGUUUUAGGAUGGGUUGCGACGGGGGAACAAUCCCCAAGAGGCAUGAACUAGUGAAGGGGCCGAAGAAGGUUGAGAAGGUUGACAAAGAUGCUGAAUUAGUGGCCCAGUGGAACUAUUGUACUCUUAAGUCAGGAAAUACUAAGAUGACCAAUAGUUGCCUGUGAACUUGGCAGACUUUUAGAACAAAGAUGCUGUCAUCGAGUUUCUGUUGGACAAAUCUGCUGAAAAAGCCCUGGGGAAGGCAGCAUCUCACAUCAAAAGCAUGAAGUACGGGGCUGCCUUCCAGGAAGAUGACGUCAUCGUGCUCAGUGGCACCAAGGAGGACGUGGAGACGCUGAGGACGACGACGAGGGUGGAGGUGCGGCGGCUGAGGGCGAAGCAGGAGAAGAAACUCAGGAAGCCCAAGGCAGACAGCAGUGAAGCCUUGCCUGGGCCGUCGGAAGCAAAGAGCGGCAAGCCCGGGGAAGCCGGCUCCAAGCCCCAGGAGAAGAGGGGUGCCGCGGGCCCCCGGAGCGCAGCAAACGGGGCCUCUUCCGGGAAGGCGGGGAAGCCGGGCGGGCCCCCGAAGAGGUCCAUCGCGGACAGCGAGGAAUCCGAAACCUACAAGUCCCUCUUCACGCACAGCUCCGCCAAGCGCUCCAAGGAGGAGUCUGCACACUUGGUCACCCACACGUCCUACUGCUUCUGAGCAGCCCCGUCCCCGUGUUAUAAACACACACACACACCCAGCUGCAUGGUCGUUCGCUGGAGAGCUAGGGGUCUGGGUCUGGGUCCGGGUCCGGGUCCUGGAGAACGUGGGGCGGGGCGGGCCGAUUGCAUAGCCGGGUGGGCUGAGCUUGCUGCUCGUAGCACUCGAGACUCCGGGUUCCCCAGGUGUGCGCAGCCCAUGUGGGCUGAAAUCGCAAUGGCUUUGCUACCCUCGGGUCAGCCCAGCAGCGAGGAGACAGCCUGGGGACGCGUUACCAGGCAUCUCGCCCACCACAGCCCGGGGGGGGGGGGGCGGCUGGGCCAUGUCCGCUGCUAAGGGGUGGGCGUGUCCUGUCUGCUCACUUAGAACAGAGUGGAGAUCAGCUAAUACGAUACAAAAUAGAGCUCCUUUGCCUUUUCUCACAUCUGUGUACACUUUUCUUCUCUCCCUUCACAUGACGUUUUGCCAAGAAAAUUGCAGACUUGCUGUGGGUGUGGUGGCGCACAACUGCAAUCCCAGCACUUAGGAGGCUGAGGCAGGAGAACCUAUGAAUUUGAGGCCAGCCUGGGCUACAUAGGCUGCUUGUGAAGUGCGAGCGCGUCCGGGCCUCAGCACUGUCUCGAGGGCUUUGUGUAGGGAGAGGCCCCCAGGAGGGCGAGGGCGGCAGCGCUGGGCCGCUUCCCACCUGUCCGGUUCGGGGUUCAGCGCUUCUGUGCGUGACCACGGCUCUUCCUCGGCUACACUCAGUGAGUUUCUGAAACAGACCUUUUCAGAGUAAACCAGAAUUAGCCGCUUACCUCCCGGGCCAACAGUCUUACAGCCCAGUGAAACCAUUUUUGAGGGUUUUUUCUUUUACUUAUUUUUAUAACAAUUUUAUUUUUAAUUUGGCUAAAAUUGUUACAGCAACCCACCGUUCUUUUCACUUUGCAAAGAAAACUUGAUCUCCUUUUAGUCAAAUAUUAGUUUUGCCAUUACAUUUUUAUUUUGAUGGCCAUUUUGACCAACUUUUAUUUUCUUAAUUUUAGCUUUAAUGAGUCAAUUUUAUUUUCCACUGAUUUUUUUUUUUUUUUUUUUUUGGUACCGGGGAUGGAACUCCGGUCCUUGCGCUUUCGAGGCAGGCAGCAGAACCACUGAGCUAAAUCCCCGGCCCCACACUGAUUAUUUUUGGGGAUUUUUUGGUUUGGUUUGGUUUGGUUUUUUAAGACAGGGGCUCCCUAUGUAGUUCAGGCUGGUCUUGAAUUCAGUGCGAUCCUCCUGCCUCAGCCUCCCAAGUGCUGCGUUCACAGCCCUGUGCCACCGUGCCCGGCUGCAUCCAGCUCUCGCCGACCCAGUCAGUGUCGCCACCCUCAAAGCUUGAGGCACUCAGAGCGCCCGGCCUCUGAAUAUAGCGACUGCGACUGCGCAGCCUCAGGGCCCCUUCUGCCCCUGGCCCAGGGUCGCCCGGAAGGGUUGGAGGAAGGCUGUGCGUGGAGGCUCCCGGCCUCCCCCACUUGGCAGAGGUGCCACCCUGUCAGCCAGCGCAGCUGGGCCACUGUCCAGCUGUGUCCCCCACAGGGUGCCGGGUCCACCCCGGCCCCGGCCGGACCCCUAGGCAGCCGGAGGGGCUGGGCGGAAGCCCGGGUCCCUCCCAGGGCACAGCCCACUGACCCCUCUCGACACUUCCAGCAGGAGAAGCAGCCCGGCGCAGUGGGAUUCCUGUGGCGACUCCCAGGCGGCCCUGCCGUGGGUCACUGAUGUGAAUUGAGUCUGUUUGCCGUCUGGCAUCACUUCGCGGGCCACAAUGAUCAGGGGAGGGGGCGGGACAAACCCCCAGAUGGGACACGGGAUGACCCGCCACAGCCGUGGGCAGUGCAGCCAGCGGCUUCCCAGAGGGGCCUUGCAGGCAGUGGCCGUGGGUGGGCCGGGCCGCGUGUUCCGGUCCAUCCAUCGGCCCGGCCCGAGGGGAUGCUCAGGGACAGCUGUGCCCGCGCAAGGUGUGCGCGUCCCCUUUGGGUUUCAUGGGCUCUCAAGUCCUCUUGAGGCUCAGCGCCGCACAGGUGGAGGCCGAGAGCCCCAGCUAGGAGCGGCUCGCCAGGACACCCGUGCGGGGGUCCCGAGCCCACCGACCACUUCUGCAGAGGCAUUUGCAGGUGCGCUGCGGAGGCCUGGCCCAGUCCCUGACAGGGUCCUGCGGCUGCUGUCACCUCUUCCUCUCCAGUCUUCCUGCGAGGCCGGACUGGGAGUGGCCCUUCUCCUGUUUGCUAGUGUUGUCCCUGUCACUGGACUGAUGUGUUUAGCAGUACUGGGAUUGAACCCCAGGGCCCCCACACAGCGAGGUCCUCAGCCCCAGUUCAGACUCUACUGCGAGGCCGGCUCUCGCUAAGUCGCCAAGUGGCCUGCGCUAGUCUCAAACCUGAGACCCUCCUAUCCCAGUCAGUUCACGGGGGCGCAGGGCAGAAAGGGGUGACGGGGGCGCUGGGCAGUGGAAGCCCGGUAAGGAAGCCAAACAUGAGGUCUCUGCAUAAGGUCGUGAUGUUGUGCCCAGAUCGCAAAGUCCCCAAAGACCAUCAAGGA